Micropterus dolomieu (smallmouth bass) is the source of this 3173-nucleotide messenger RNA. It is a transcript of the gene ndnf, whose product is annotated as neuron-derived neurotrophic factor. The record is from RefSeq and is a predicted model, not a curated record. Gene Ontology annotation, molecular function: protein binding. NCBI's taxonomy places the organism in Eukaryota, Metazoa, Chordata, Actinopteri, Centrarchiformes, Centrarchidae. Gene Ontology annotation, biological process: extracellular matrix organization. The transcript has 4 exons. Bases 343 to 2061 code for a protein of 572 amino acids.
CAGUGGAGGUUUCAAUAGCAGCAGCGCGGCAGGGGAGGGACGCACUGCCAGCACUCAGGAUACCCACUCACACACACUCCUGCCCACUAGAGACCAGUUAAAUCCGCAAGAAAACUGCAAACACGCACCAGAGCAGUCGUCUAAUCCGAUUGAUAGGCACCAACAAUAGAAGUGAAAACUGAGGGAACUACCGGACACUGAGGACAACUUGAGUUUUGUUUUGUUUUUCUUUUAAAUCGCUUUAGAUAUCAGGCACGUUUUGAAUCUCGGUGAUAUCAGAGUGGUUUUGAGAGCAAGAAGCGCCAUCCGUCAGACAACUUCGCUGUUUCAUAUUCUGAAAGAAUGAGGCAGUGUAAAGGUUGGAGUGGGGUGCUGCUGGUGCUGUUUUUUUUGCUGGGAACUUUGGCCCAGAAGCUGCCUACGAGAGACGAAGGCCUCUUCCAGAUGCAGAUCAGAGACAAGUCACUGUUCCACGACUCCUCCGUCAUCCCAGAUGGAGCUGAGAUCAGUGGCUACCUGUUCAGGGACACACCCAAAAGGUACUACUUUGUGGUGGAAGAAGACAACACACCCCUGUCUGUGACUGUGACACCUUGUGAUGCUCCUCUGGAGUGGAAACUCACUCUGCAGGAGCUGCCAGAAGAGGCCAGUGGAGAGGGAUCAGGAGAGCCUGAACCUCUGGACCAGCAGAAACAGCAGGUGACUGUAGAUGAGGGGACGGAGCUCUUUACCUACAAGGGUAAUGAUGUGGAGUCCUAUGUGGCCACCAGCACACCCUCUGGCCUGUAUCAGCUGGAGCUGCUGUCCACAGAGAAAGACAGCAACUUCAAGAUGUACGCCACCACAACUCCAGAGUCUGACCAGCCCUACCCAGAACUGCCCUAUGACCCUCGUGUGGAUGUGACCACACUGGGCCGUACCACUGUCACCCUGGCCUGGAAGCCGACACCAACGGGCUCUCUGAUGGGCCAGCCUGUCCAGUAUUGUGUAGUCAUCAACAAAGAGCACAAUUUCAAGAGCAUGUGUGCCGCUGAAGCUAAGAUCACCGCUGAUGAUGCCUUCAUGCUGGCUCCAAAGCCUGGUAGAGACUUUAGCCUGUUUGACUUUGCACACUUUGGUUUUGUUCCCUCUGACGUUGGUUUUGGCAAGGACAGAGGCCUCACAAGUAACAAGAUCUCACGGGCGUACACAGCCAAGCCCAAAGCAUCAGACAUUCAGAAAGUGUGUAUUGGCAAUAAAAACCUUUUCACUGUGUCAGACCUGAAGCCGGACACACAGUACUACUUUGAUGUGUUUGCUGUGAAUUCUGCCACCAACACCAGCACAGCAUACGUGGGAACAUUUGCUCGCACUAAAGAGGAGGCUCGUCAGAAGACAGUUGAACUGAAGGACGGCAAAGUAUCGGAUGUUUUCAUCAAGAGAAAGGGUAGCAAGUUUCUUCGCUUUGCUCCUGUGUCUUCCCAUCAGAGGGUCACUCUUUUUGUCCACACAUGUCUGGACUCUGUGCAGGUGCAGGUGAGGCGCGAUGGCAAGUUGCUGCUCUCCCAGAACGUGGAGGGGGUAAGGCAGUUCCAGCUGCGGGGAAAGCCAAAAGCCAAGUACCUAAUCCGUUUGCGUGGCAGCAGGAAAGGGGCCUCCACUUUGAAGGUGCUAGCCACCACACGACCCAGCAGCAAGCAGCCCUUUCCUUCGCUUCCAGAGGAUACGCGCAUCAAGGCCUUUGACAAGCUGCGCACCUGCUCUUCCGUCACCGUGGCCUGGCUGGGCACACAGGACCGCAACAAAUACUGCAUUUACCGCAAGGAGGUGGCUGACAAUUACGGCGAGGAGCAGCGACGCCGGGAACAAAACCAGUGUGCCGGACCAGAGACCCGCAGGAAGUCAGAAAAGGUCCUGUGCAAGUACUUCCACAGCCCAAACCUGCAGAAAGCUGUGACUACAGAGACCAUCACAGGUCUGGAGCAAGGCAAGACCUACCUGCUGGACGUUUACGUAGUGGGACACAGUGGUCACUCAGUGAAAUACCAGAGCAAACUGGUGAAAACAAGGAAAUACUGCUAAAUGACUCUGCAAAGAAUAAAUCUAUUAUAAAUAUAUAUAUUAAAUAAGUUUAUUUAACUCUAAGUGAUAUUCUACUAAGGAGUGUAUACAGACUGACUACUCACACAGCAGAUGGGCCUGUGGCAGUGACUGAACUGUUUGUAGAGAGAGAUAUCAACCUGUAUAUUUAUGUUUACAUUUCAUUGUGGCACCUCUGGGUGGCCCAUAGCGUGAGGUGCUUUGUUACCAGGCUUGUCGUCUUGACAUCAUGUUGCCACUGGGGAGGCAGAACUUCAAAGAAGAUCAUCUUUCAUCUUAUAUGUUUCUUUGUCGCUGCAUGACAUUUGCUUUGGUCGGUCAUAUUUGUGUGUUCCUUCAGUUUCAAACCACAUUGACCGGAGGAGAUACAGUAGCUACCCGCAUUGUAUAGAUCUCUCACUGCAUAUUCGCUGCGUGUUUUAGGAAGAACUUAAAUUAUUUUAUACUUUUUGUCUCUCUUUUUGAUUGUCUGUUUUUAUUGAUGACAAUAAUAACUGUUAAGAGGAAAUUCCAGUUUUAUGAGGAAGAUGACAUAGUUCAGACAUUCCCUUAUGUAUCCCAGCCAGUGUUUGCUCCAGAGCCCACCUUGUAAAUGUGUUCUGUGCUGGAGAUCUGUGUUAUUAUCACUGUAUCACUGUGUGUGUGUGUCACAUGUACAGAGUUGUCCUGCCAAUAUUCAUGUACAUAAACACUAAAUAUAGAACAAGUAAUCCCUCUGUCACUCUGGGUGUCAUGUUCUUUUGCCAAGUAGUUAACAUCACAGUCAUGGCUCCGAGAUGAAAGAGCGCACUGCGUGUUGUGCUUAUAGACUCAGACACUUAACUUAGGAUUGCAUAAGCAGAACUUGAUACUCGUGAUUUGAAAUGAUAACUUGAUCCCAAAAAAUCAUUUGUGACCAGAAAAGACCGACAGAGGAUGAAUUAUUCACUGGAACUAACUUUUAAGACCUCUUUUUCCAUAUCACACAAGCGGUGCCUAAGCUCCGCUAGAAAAAUAUUACCUCUUGGCACAAUCGUUUGCAAUCAAAUCAGUGUCUCAUUAACGUACAUUCUCAUUGAUGGACAAUAAUAAAUCAGUGCAUCUUAGCAUACUAA